Molecule: messenger RNA, 1428 nt
Organism: Thermochaetoides thermophila DSM 1495
Lineage: Eukaryota; Fungi; Ascomycota; Sordariomycetes; Sordariales; Chaetomiaceae
Exons: 3
Coding region: 1-1428 (475 amino acids)
Biological process (GO): protein import into nucleus
Cellular component (GO): cytoplasm
Source: RefSeq, a predicted model, not a curated record
AUGGCUGGCCUACCACCUGAGACAAUCCAUGUGAAGCGCAAACGUGGCACUGAUGACAACCCUGUUGACUUUUUGCGCCUUGAAAGAAGCAAGCGCUACCGUCUGUCUGGCGAGAGCGGUUGGGUCUAUCAGCGCAAGGUUCCCGAGAAUGAGAUCACCCGCCAUGUGGUCGAACCCGCAACCUCUGUGGUCCCGACGAUCCAGCCCACCAAGAAGGGCGAUGAGCAUCGCUUGCGAGGGGUGACGAAUAAGGGCCGCGAUGUCCCCGCUGCCGCGCGAGGAUCGACUCCAUCUUCGACUCCUAAGAGUACUGGGUCCUCUGAGACAGUCACGACAGCGCAAUCCGAGGGGCAAACAACAGACCAAUCACCAUCGGAUCGCAUUCGCCGAUUUCACUUGUCAAAGGCCAGCUCACUCCAACUCACCUCUGGCGUGUCCAAGAAGCGCAGUGCCCCCGCCGUAUUCGUAGAAAGAGACGCGAAAAAACAGCGAGAGUCGCUCAAGAGUCUCGUUGAGGAACGCAACAUCACAGUUACGGAGCAUUCUUUGAAGGGACUAGAGUGGACAGCUGCACCCGCUUCGCAAGCACCUCCUGCUAAAUUGAAGCGCCCCGGACUUCGCGCUCGCACCAAGCCGACAACGAGUGCAUCUGUAGCAGAGUCUUCCAAGACCGGGACCCAGACCGAGACCUCUAAGUCAGAAUCUCAGACAAAAACUUCCAAACUCCCCCCCUCCCUGCGCAAUCGUGAAUCCGACGCCGACAUGAACCAGCUCGCCCGUAUUAUGGAUAGUUGGACGCUGGAGGAGAUCACGAAGAAUUUGGACCGCAUGGAAGAAGAUAAAACGACAUCCAAGUUCAGUGCCCCAUCUCCGUACAAGUCGAGGUUCCGCCCGAAGGCCCCUAAGCUACGCUGGUUUGAGCGCCACCCAGAAGCAGCCGCGCAACAACAGCAAAAGGGGGUUAAGGGUGCCGAGAACAUGAAUAUCGACGUGGCGGUCGCCGAUGGCGAUGUGGCAGACUCAGAUGACGAUUAUAUUAUUGAGACCUACGAGCGUGUGCCCAUCGAGCGGCUACAUGAAAAGAACGUGCCGGAAGACAAAGUUGGAUUACUGGUGUUUGACUCGGAGCCCGAUAUGGUCGAGUUUUUCUAUGGGAACGAGGAGGAUAGUGAUGAUCAGUUCCCAGAGGAUGAGGAAGACGAGAACGCCGAGAACUACUAUACACACGAGUACCCAGAUGAGGAUCUCGAUUGGGAUGACGAGCUCGAUCGUGAUCCGUAUCAAUAUACGAACCAGAACGCGUCCGAUAGGGAAGAAUACGACGAGCGGGAUUUCAUUGAUGAAGUAUGGGAUCGCUGUGACAGGGAAGAUGAUGAUGACAAUAAGGGAGGAACAGAGGAGUUACCUCCGUGGAGGCCGCGAUGGUAG